Messenger RNA from Medicago truncatula (barrel medic), 600 nucleotides. RefSeq lists its product as uncharacterized. NCBI's taxonomy places the organism in Eukaryota, Viridiplantae, Streptophyta, Magnoliopsida, Fabales, Fabaceae. The coding region runs from base 1 to 600 and encodes 199 amino acids. The transcript has 3 exons. The record is from RefSeq and is a predicted model, not a curated record.
AUGUCUGAGUCUGAUCAUAGUGACAACAACAACAAAUCCACAAAGUCCUUUGGUCGUAAUUCCGGCAACAUGUUAUCCUCCAAAACCGAGUUUCAUCCAGCCCUUGCUGCUUCCAACAUCAAGAACCAUAUUCCCAUUGUUCUUGAGAUGGAGAAAGACCAAUAUGAUACUUGGGCCAAACUUUUCCGCAUUCAUGACAACCAGAAUGUUAGGGUUGUCACUCUUGAGCAAGAAUUCUCGCACACUCACAUGGAGGAUUUUCCUAAUGUCUCUGUUUACUAUCAGCGUCUUAAAAUGCUCUCUGACAAGUUGAGAUAUAGCAACUCUCUUCCUGCAUUCAAUCAGGCUCGCUCCAUGCUCACCUUGGAAGAAGCUGGUAUGGCAAAAAUGGAACUCACCGACUCUCAUGCUGCCAUACACACAACUGAGUCACAACCUUCUGAAGACACCUCUCAGUGUGGCCAACGACGUUCCGGCAACCGCUCUCGCUUUUGUGGCAACCAGGGUCGUGGAGGGGGACGUGGCAACUAUAGUGCACCUCAAUCUGGAGCUCCCAAUGCCCCGUCACCAUGGUCCACUCCACCUUGGCAGCAACAAUAG